CUGUGACUGACACUCUGGGCCAGGCCCGGCUAGAGAGGGCGGGGACACCGGGCAGUGAGCGGAGACCGGGACACUCAGGCUAGUCCCGGGCUUCUCCUCUUCUUGCCGCAGCGCCGUCCAGGCCGCGGUAGAGUCGGGCGAGGCCUGGGAUUCGGGAGAGGCCUGCGCGGUGCGGCCUGCUGAAGAGACAUAUCCCCGGAGUACGAGGACUGGGCCGGCCCGCGGCCUUCAGGAGAGCCCGGGGAUCGGGCCUGCACGGGGGGGGCGACCCGGAUGACGAAAAACCGGCGGCGGGUGAAGGUCUACACUCUGAAUGAGGACCGCCAAUGGGAUGACCGGGGGACCGGCCAUGUCUCCUCCGGCUAUGUGGACCGGUUGAAGGGCAUGUCGCUGCUGGUGAGGGCCGAGAGCGACGGCUCUUUUUUUCUGGAAUCUAAAAUCAAUCCCAACACUGCUUACCAGAAACAACAGGACACGUUAAUCGUGUGGUCAGAGGCUGAAAACUAUGACCUGGCCCUGAGUUUUCAGGAGAAAGCUGGAUGUGAUGAGAUUUGGGAGAAAAUAUGUCAGGUUCAAGGGAAAGACCCUUCGGUGGACAUCACUCAGGACCUUGUGGACGAAUCGGAAGAGGAGCGCUUCGAGGACAUGUCCUCCCCAGGGCUGGAGUUACCAACCUGUGAACUUAGCCACCUAGAGGAGAUUGCGGAAGUCGUGGCAUCGUCGUUGCCGUCUCCGCUCCGUCGCGAGAAGCUGGCCCUGGCCCUAGAGAGUGAGGGCUACAUCAAAAAACUCCUGGAACUUUUCCACGUGUGUGAAGACCUGGAGAACAUUGAAGGAUUACACCACUUGUUUGAAAUAAUCAAGGGCAUCUUCCUUUUAAACCGAACUGCGCUCUUUGAGGUCAUGUUUUCAGAAGACUGCAUUAUGGACAUCAUCGGCUGCUUGGAGUUCGACCCCUCUUUGUCCGUGCAGCGCAAACACCGUGAGUUUCUGACACAAACUGCUAAGUUUAAAGAGGUGAUUCCCAUAUCAGACCCUGAACUGAAACAGAAAAUCCACCAGACAUACAGAGUGCAGUAUAUACAAGACGUGGUAUUGCCCACCCCUUCUGUCUUUGAAGAGAACAUGUUGUCCACUCUCCACUCUUUCAUAUUUUUUAACAAGGUGGAGAUAGUUGGGAUGUUACAGGAAGAUGAGAAAUUUCUUACAGAAUUAUUUGCGCACCUCACAGAUGAAGCGACAGAUGAUGAAAAGAGGCAGGAGCUGGUGAAUUUCCUGAAAGAGUUUUGUGCUUUUUCUCAAACAUUACAACCUCAGAACAGAGACACCUUCUUCAAGACCCUGUCCAACAUGGGCAUUCUGCCCGCCCUGGAAGUGAUUCUGGGUAUGGACGACUCACAGGUUCGAAGUGCAGCCACUGAUAUAUUCUCAUAUCUGGUGGAAUAUAACCCAUCCAUGGUCCGAGAGUUUGUAAUGCAGGAAUCUCAGCAAAAUGAUGAUGACAUUCUUCUGAUCAAUCUCAUCAUUGAACAUAUGAUCUGUGAUACAGAUCCUGAGCUGGGAGGCGCUGUACAGCUCACGGGGCUGUUGCGGACGUUAGUGGAUCCAGAUAACAUGCUUGCGACUACCAGUAAAACAGAGAAGACGGAAUUUUUGGGAUUCUUCUACAAGCACUGCAUGCAUGUCCUCACCGCCCCCUUACUGGCCAACACUACAGAGGAAAAGCCCAGCAAAGGUCAGAGAUCACCUCCGGGAGCACUGCGGGGUUUACUUCAGAUUAUUGCAGAGGCAAAGGAAGUCCUAGACUCCCCCUCGGUUCUGACCUGUCAUGUGACACAGCCGGGCUCAGAGAAACCUGAGGACUUCCCUCACUUCUACGGUAGCCACUGCGACAUUCUUCUGAUCAAUCUCAUCAUUGAACAUAUGAUCUGUGAUACAGAUCCUGAGCUGGGAGGCGCUGUACAGCUCACGGGGCUGUUGCGGACGUUAGUGGAUCCAGAUAACAUGCUUGCGACUACCAGUAAAACAGAGAAGACGGAAUUUUUGGGAUUCUUCUACAAGCACUGCAUGCAUGUCCUCACCGCCCCCUUACUGGCCAACACUACAGAGGAAAAGCCCAGCAAAGAUGACUUCCAGACGGCACAGCUGCUGGCGCUGAUCUUGGAGCUGCUGACAUUCUGUGUUGAACAUCACACGUAUCACAUAAAGAAUUACAUCAUCAACAAGGACAUCCUGCGCAGAGUGCUGGUCCUCAUGUCUUCUGCACAUUCUUUCCUGGCCCUGUGUGCGCUACGGUUCAUGCGGAAGAUUGUUGGUCUGAAGGAUGAAUUCUACAACCGAUACAUAGUGAAAAGUUUCUUGUUUGAACCUGUAGUGAAAGCCUUUCUCAAUAACGGAUCGCGGUAUAACCUCCUAAACUCCGCCAUCAUUGAGAUCUUUGAAUAUGUGCGCGUGGAGGACAUUAAGUCACUAACCGCUCAUGCCAUUGAAAAUUACUGGAAAGCUUUGGAAGAUGUGGAUUAUGUUCAGACAUUUAAAGGACUCAAACUGAGAUAUGACCAGCAGCGCGAGAGGCAGGACAACCCCAAGCUUGACAGCAUGCGAUCUAUCCUCAGGAAUCAUCGGUACCGGCGGGAUGCACGCUCGUUAGAGGACGAGGAAGAAAUGUGGUUCAACACGGACGAUGACGACCUGGAGGAUGGAGAUCCGGUGGUGCUUCCUUCUGACAAAAUUAAGAACAGCGAGGAUCUGAUGGAUCCUAUCACCAAGUUCAUGGAAAGAAAGAAGUUGAAGGAGAGUGAAGAGAAGGAGGUUCUUCUGAAGACCAGCCUCAGCGGCCGACAGAGUCCGGGUUUCAAACUCUCCUUUUCUGGGGGGACAAAGACGACCCUCACCAGCCAAUCAACAGCAAGCAGCUUACCGGGAUCCCCCACCUCGCCUGGGUCUCCCGGCUCACCCGGUUCUCCUGGGUCCGUUUCCAAAAGCACACCUCAGACGGCAGCUAUUACUACAAAGCACAUAGCGAGCAGCAUGCUGCAAGCGCAGAACCGCGUUGAGGCCGGGAAGGAUCCCAAAAAUAUUGUCAAGAUUGACAUGGCUGCCUGA
Molecule: messenger RNA, 3105 nt
Organism: Nanorana parkeri
Lineage: Eukaryota; Metazoa; Chordata; Amphibia; Anura; Dicroglossidae
Gene: PPP4R3A
Product: protein phosphatase 4 regulatory subunit 3A
Exons: 19
Coding region: 274-3105 (943 amino acids)
Biological process (GO): DNA damage response; protein dephosphorylation
Cellular component (GO): nucleoplasm; protein phosphatase 4 complex
Molecular function (GO): protein phosphatase activator activity
Source: RefSeq, a predicted model, not a curated record